AUGACUAAUUUUGUUCAUUCUUCGGGAGACACUAGUGUUGUUGAAGAGACCGUUGUAGAGUAUACUGAGGUUGUUGAAGAAGUAGUAUUACAUCAUAAUGUCGAAGCUUUAGAUACUGUAAAGGAAGAAAUUGAGGAAACCACCACUAAUGUUGGAGAUGUAAAGCAAGGAUUUGAGAAAAAAUCAGCAGUUCAAAAACUUGUCGCGUCCUUUGAAACAAAACCAAUUGUUGAAGCUACUAAAGUUAGUGAGCUUAUUGAUAAAAAAGAAGUAAAAGAUAAUGGUGGAAGUAUUAAAGAAGUGGAGGAAGUAAAGGUGGAAGAAGAAAAAGUGGAGGAAGUAAAGGUGGAGGAAGAAAAAGUGGAGGAAGAAAAAAUGGAGGAAGAAAAAGUGGAGGAAGAAAAAGUGGAGGAAGAAAGGAAAGAGGAUGAAACAGAUCUGCUUAAAGAAGAAGAAAACGUUGAAACAACAAUUGAAGAACUAUCACAACAACAACAAAAUAAAAUGAUAAUUGUUGAAGAGAAAGAAGCAUCAUUAUCAUCAAUUGAUGAAACUGAAACUGUUACUGAUAAUAUUUUGACUGAAGAAAAAAAGGAAUCUUCAAUUACUGAAUGUAAUGAUAAUGCUAAUGAUACUACUAUUAAUACAACAACCAGUGAUGAUAAAACUGAACCAUUAACUCCUCCAAAAAGUCCAACUGAAGAAAAAGAUAAAUCAGAAAAAAAAGCAACUGCUGUUAAAUCAUCUACCGCUAACACUUCCACUGCCACUAGUGCAAAAAUGUCCAAAACAACUUCUUCGUCAUCUUCAUCAGGAACAACUAAACAUGUUGUCAACAAAAAAUCAAUCGGAUCAUCUAGUACUAAUGCUACUUCAACAGCAUCAUCUACUGCGUCUACUUCUAAUGUCAAACAAACUCGCUCCCGUUCACAUUCUGUCAGUAAAUCCAAUCCACCAGCAUUAUCCAAGCCUCCCGCACGUACGCCAAGCUCGUCAAGCACAUCAAGCAUAGCAAGCAUAACAAAAUCUACAAAUUUAAAACAACCAAAUAGUUCGACAGUCACGAAACCACAUCCUUCUCCCACCAAAUCUGCAACAGGAGCAUCUUCAUCAAUUACCAAAACUUCCGCCACCAAAUCUGUAACAUCAAAUUUAACAAAAUCUGCUUCAAAUCUACCUACCAAACAAACCACCACAUCCACUACUGCUAAAUCACAAAAUCAAAAACCACCUGUUAAACAAGGUAGUAAUGCUACAAGUGCUAAUUCCAAUACAUCUGGCCCAACUCGUAAACCCUCAUUAAGUGUUAAUAGUUCAACAACAGCUAGUGCUUCUCCUAAAAAAGCCCCAUCAACCACCACAUCCAAUCACGUUAAAUCAACCACCGCUACCUCCAAAACCAAAACGCCAUCUUCUACGGUAGCCUCCAAAUCUGUUGCUAAGUCUCAUAGCCCAAAAACUAAUGGUGUCACCAGUGGUGAAAAAGUAACUUCCCCAACUGAUGUCAACUUUAAAGAAAAGAACGAAGAACUUCAAAGACUUCUUGAGGAAAAAGAAAAUAUUUUAAAAUCUCGUCAAGAAGAAUUAGAAGCUCUUAAAUCAAAAUUGGAAAAAGAUAAUGAUAGUACAAGUGAAUCAGUUGAACAACAAGUUCAUAAUAUAGAAGAAUUAAAAAAAGCUCACGAGGAAGAAACAUUAAGAGUUCAAAUUGAAAAGGAUGAAGCAAUUCUCGCUAAAGAUGCUAUAAUUGAAGAUCUUAAAAUUAAAAUUCAAUCACUUGAAGAAGAAUUCAAGGAAGAGUAUGAGAACAAAAUAGUACAACUUCAAAAGGAACAUGAUACUAAAAAUGAAGAAAUUAACGAAGCUCGUGUAAAAGAAAUUAGCGAAUUUACUCAAAAAAUUAAGGAUAAUGAAAUUGUAAUCCAAGAAUUAUCUACAUUGAAAGUAGAAAUCGAGAAUUUGAAAAAGUCUCAUCAAGAACAAUUAGCAGAAAUUGAAAAGGAACAUGCGUUAGCUCUUGAACAAGCAAAAGAACGAGUAGAUGAAUUUAUGUCAUCCCAAGGAGAAACUGUAGUAGCUAUUGAAAAAUUGAAACUUAAACAUUUAGAUGAAAUCAAUGAACUUAAAAGUGUACAUGAAAAAGAAUUAGAAGCAUCUAGAUCUGAACAAGACUCUGCAAUCAAAUCAGCAGAAUAUAAUAUUCAAGUUUCACUCCAACAACAACAUAAUGAUGAAAUUUAUAAACUUGAAUUGACACACGAAGAAGAACUAAAAACAACUAAGAACAACUUCGUAUCUAAAUAUGAUGCAGCGAUUCAAGAACUUGCAGCUCUCAAAUCACGUCAUUCGCAAGACCAAGAGCUCAUCGAAAAACAUGAGGCUGAAAUUGCAACUCUUAAAGUAAAAUAUGAAACUGAGAUUACAAAUUUAAAAUUAUUACUAGAUGAAAAUGAUACUUCACAAAAACAUCAAACUGAAAUUGCAGAAAUUAUCACAAAAUAUGAAGAAGAAAUUACACAAUUGAAAGAACAGCAUUCUACAGAACUUGAAGAAUUAAAGAAAUUGCAUGAUGAAAAAUUUCAACAAAAAACUGAUGAUGUAUCAGCUUUGGAACAGUUGAAGGCUGAUCAUGUUAAAUUGACUGAAGAGUUACAUGCUAAACAUCAUGAGGAAUUAGAAGCAGUUAAGAACGAUCUUACUUCAGAGAUUGAUAGAAUCAAUGCCAAUAAAAUUCAAUCCAUUCAAGAAUUAAAAGAAUCUAUGAUUUCACUUGAACAUGAAUUCAAAGAAAAGGAAUCGGCUCUAAAUGCAGAAAUCGAAAUACUCAGAAAACAAUGUGAUGCAACGAAUGAACUAGAACAAUUGAGACAAGAACAUAUCUCAGAAAUCAAUAAAAUAAAAUCUACUCACGAUAAAGAAUUGGAAGAUUUAAUUAGUGCUACUCAGGCAUCUUCAGAGGCCAAGAACAACGAAUUAGAAGAAUUACGUAACCAAAACAGUGUUUUCAAAAAACAAAUCAAGGGUUCCGAAGAACAACUUCAAGAAUUCUCGGAUCACGUGACUUCACUUACACAACAACAUGCUGCUGAGGAACUUGAUAUGUUGAAACAACAAUACCAAGAUGUUCUUGAUAAUAAAGAAAAAGAAUUGGAAGAACUUAAAGAUAAAUUGAAAGCACUUCAUCAAGCGCAUAAUGCCAAGAUUGCAGAAAUGGAAGAAGCCCGAUUAAGAGCUCUUGAAGAAAAAGAUGAGCAAAUAAAAACUAAAUCUAUGGAAAAUAGAUGGCUCGAAGAAGAAAAUGAUCAGCAAGAUGAACUUAAAAAAGAGAAUGAUACGUUAAAAGCAGACAACGAAGAAAUGCUCAAGAUGAUACAUCAACUUCAAGUAGAAAAGGCGCAAUCAAUGUGA
Entrophospora candida is the source of this 3408-nucleotide messenger RNA. The record is from the annotation of a GenBank genome assembly. Lineage: Eukaryota; Fungi; Glomeromycota; Glomeromycetes; Entrophosporales; Entrophosporaceae.